AUGAAACUUCUCCUAUCGGAUAGCCUAAUCAAAUCUGACGCUGAGAAAAGAGAAGAAACGAGAAAGGGUGGAUACGACGCUGAGUCAUUUAUCAAAACCUGGACAGUCGUUAUCAAUUACACGGAUUCCGAGAGAGGGGAGGAGGUUUUGCAGGGGGAAAUACAUAUGAAGAGGUCCGCGCGAGCUGCCAAGGCUUCGACUGGAGGGCGUUCGCUCAAUAGGAUUGGCCGGAACACACCCGGACUACAUAAAGGGCCCGGCGGAGCUGAAGGAGCAAACCAGAUGGUUGGGACGUGA
Molecule: messenger RNA, 297 nt
Organism: Nezara viridula (southern green stink bug)
Lineage: Eukaryota; Metazoa; Arthropoda; Insecta; Hemiptera; Pentatomidae
Source: the annotation of a GenBank genome assembly